Messenger RNA from Cotesia congregata, 1113 nucleotides. Lineage: Eukaryota; Metazoa; Arthropoda; Insecta; Hymenoptera; Braconidae. The record is from the annotation of a GenBank genome assembly.
CGCACCCGCUUGUCCAUCUGGCUCCCGGUCUAUUCAGGUCCGCCAUCUUUCGCCGCAAGCGUGUCGCCGCGUCGUUUAUUUUCUCGUGUGUUUCCAGUAAAAACAGCUCAGGGCCAAAAAAGAGGCAAAAUGCCAGGCUUCAGUAGCGUGGGUACUUUCAAGAUUUUCAUCGGCAACCUUGCUGAUAAAACCUCCAAUUCGGAUAUCAAACCUCUUUUUGAGAAGUAUGGUAAAGUUGUCGAGUGCGACGUCGUUAAAAAUUAUGGAUUUGUUGCAGGAAGAAACGCAAUCCAAAACUUGAACGGAACUCCAGUCCACGGUCAGCCGAUAAAAUGCGAAGCCGCCAAGAGCCGAAAGGGUCCAAACACCCCAACUACUAAAAUCUUCGUGGGUAACCUGACGGACAACACCAAGGCUCCGCAAGUUCGUGAGCUGUUCGCCAAGUACGGUACUGUCGUCGAGUGUGACAUCGUGCGUAACUACGGGUUCGUGCAUUUGGAGGCCUCGGGCGACGUUAAUGACGCGAUCAAGGAGUUGAACGGGCAGAUGGUUGACGGACAGCCGAUGAAAGUCCAGAUUUCGACGAGCAGAGUUCGUCAGAGGCCGGGUAUGGGCGAUCCCGAGCAGUGCUACCGCUGCGGACGUGGAGGUCACUGGAGCAAAGAGUGCCCCAAGGGUGGAAUGGGUGGUGGGCCCGACAGAAACGGGUUCCGGGACAGGAUGUUCGGGCGCGAUCCUUAUCCACCACCUCCACCACCGCCGUUCCUCAGAGACAGGAUCAUGGGUGGUCGCGGAUUUGGAGUAAGUUUCGAUGACUCCCGCGAUUUGUACGAGAGAAGAUUCAGCGGGAUGUCCGGUCCCCGUGAUAUGGACAGUUCGAUGCUUGGUCGCGAUUUCCCUCCGAUGUCGAUGCCUCCAUUGCCCGCGAGACGCGACCCCAUGCCGCCUAUGCCCGCUCUAGGCAUGGGCACCAUGCGCGACAGCGGUUUCUCCCGCGGCAACGACUACGGUAUGUUCAGCAGACGCUCACCACCCCCCAGUGGUAACAAUGGCCGCUUCAGUAGAGGCAUGUACGAGGACUUCAGCAGAGACUCGUUUGAGGAGCGUAGGUAA